This is a messenger RNA of Epithele typhae, 990 nucleotides long. RefSeq lists its product as uncharacterized. Gene Ontology annotation, cellular component: histone deacetylase complex; chromatin. Gene Ontology annotation, molecular function: chromatin DNA binding; transcription coregulator activity; histone H3K9 demethylase activity. The record is from RefSeq and is a predicted model, not a curated record. The transcript has 4 exons. The annotation marks the transcript as partial. Gene Ontology annotation, biological process: regulation of transcription by RNA polymerase II. Lineage: Eukaryota; Fungi; Basidiomycota; Agaricomycetes; Polyporales; Epitheliaceae.
CUCUUUCUUGCAUCCUGGGGACGUAAUGUCCCUGUGAUUGUUAAAGGCCUCACUAACAUCCAGGGAUCUUGGCAUCCUGAUGUGUUCAUUCAAGAAUGUGGCAGUGAACAGGUGACGCCUAUUGACUGUGCCACUGACUGUGACGUGGAGGCUCCAUGCACAAUUGCUGAGUACUUCCAUGCUUUCAAGGAAGGUCAGUUUGAGAGCCCACGUAAACUCAAGGAUUGGCCUCCAGCAGAUCAUUUCCAGACAAAGCUCCCUCAGUUCCAUGAGAGCUUCGGACUUGCGGUUCCACAAGGUGCUUGUGAUGUGGCUUUGCUGUCCGGUGUACAAAACCUUGCCAUUUGGUACCCUCUGAAUGGCAAUCCGCCGGAUCUAGGCCCAAAAAUGUACAUUGCGACCGGCGAUCCUCAUAACUCCUACGGCACGACAAAACUACACCUGGACGUCACCGAUGCAGUCAAUAUCCUCACCUACGCCCCCAAUCCCUCUGAACCUGCAGCACUCUGGCAUCUCUUCCCUCCAGAGAGUCUUUCUCGUCUCCGACAGUACCUGCUAGAUGAUGGUCACUGGUCAGCAGCACAAGGGGACCCUAUACACUGUCAAAAGACUUAUAUCAGUGAGGAUAUGUGUAAGGCCCUGCAAUCACGGUAUGGGGUUCAGGCAGUUAGGAUUGAGCAACAUCUCUCCGAUGCUGUUUUCAUCCCAGCCGGAUGGGCUCAUCAGGUACUUAACGUCCAGAACGCGAUCAAAAUUGCCUGCGACUUUGUGUCCAUUCAAAACCUUGGCGUCACCGUUAGCCUCAUGGCUGAACAGCGGGCACAUCGCAUCCAGAGUGGCGGACAUGGUCAAGAUGUCUUGCAGCUUAGCACGCUCAUGUGGCACACGUGGCGAGCCCUGACGACUUUCCCUCAGUCGUUAUUGUCGUCGACAACAAAAAUUAGGGACAGCGAUGAUCGGGUGGGGAAUGGUCCACAGCUUAAGGAUUAA